UGGUUUUUAUUUUGAAAUACUUAUAAAUGAGUCUACUCUUAAUGAUUUUUCUUUUGAAGAAAAGAAAAGGUAGGUAAGCACGCAAAUAUAUUCAAAGGCGGUUGGCCAACAUUUCAAGAUGCCGGGUAAGUACUACACAAUAUGUAAUUUUAAUUCUGGAUUCCAAAGACGAGUAGCCUGGACGGCGAAAGAGUUAGUAAUAAAACCAGUACGGUGUAAAGGUACGGUAAGUUUGAGAAUGCGGGAGGUACGCAGCUCACAUCCUAGACGGGGAGUAUCGAAGACGAAUUUACUUUUGAGAUAGCCAGGAGCAGAAGGCUCAAACAGGAUAGAAAAUAGAACACAAAGGAUCCGGUAUGUAUGGAAGUUUGCAUCAUGUACUAGAGCCUGUUCGGAAAAAGAAGGGUCGUGAAAUGCAUUGACCCGCAUACAUUCCACGACUCUUCUCUUUCCGCACAUAGACUCUACCCGUAGAAUCUCAGUGGCGCGCCCUCAAUAAAUUUCUAAUAAUUUCAUGUCAGACUGUACAGUUCUCUAAACGAGUAUUUUUGAAAUUAUUGUUGGCAACUUCAGUAUAAACAGAGAUGCGCAUGAGUUAUGUCACCACACUUGAAUUUAUUAACAUUCCCUCACUCUCUGGGCCACGGUCUUGGGCGACUAUUUUUACCUCGCACCCAGCGAGACAAUUGUAAACUCUUUCGCCAAUUGGAAAGACGUUGGAGUUAGUGACAGACAUAAAUUAAUGUGCCUACAUAAAUAUCACCCGACGAUACGCUACGCCGGGCCGUCUCAGAAGCGCAUGACUAACGGAAACUAAUUAAGUAUUGAACAUAUGUGAACUAAACAUUGUCGAAGAUACGAGUAUAUGAACUCGAUGUCAAAACUAAAAACAACGUAGGUAAUAAAAAAAAUACUAACUUUUCCAUUAUUCGACAUGAAACUUGUUGCGAAAAUAAAUUACACGAUUUAUAUUACCAUUUCCAUAAUCGGACUCGAGCUAUUUGUAAGUUAUAAUGUUAUUUUUAUAUUUACAAAUAUGGCAUUUCGUUUCCUAGUAAUUCGUAUGGCUUUACAUUAUUUAUUUUUACUCCCAGGACAAGGAUCAGACGCUAACUUUGCUGUCGAUGCCACAGAUGGAGAACUCUAUGUCAAAAGAUUGCAUAACAAAGAAAACAUUGCUGAAAGCCCGGCAUACCUUUUAUUUACUGCGCCGUAUAAAGUCUGUGAGGGAGGAUGUAACUACGGUAAUGACACCAAUUUUGCAAUGGCGUUCCCUUUAUUUGUUGGAAAUUACGGAAGAAGUGCUUAUAAAGAAAUGUAUCCAAAUGAACAAAGAGAUCUUAAUGAUCUUUUAAGUAAGACUAGAUCCACCAAGCCUCCUUUUGUGACCUGCCCUCCCGAGAAACCCACGCCAAACCGUCAUACGAAAAGUACUGGGUAUCCGGGAUACAGCAUAUCAAUCCCACAGACUCGAAGUACCGGCUACCCGGGCUACACUGAUACAGAAUAUAUAGAUACAGAGUAUGGGGAAACUGAAUACAUAAACGAUGACGAAAAUAAUAAAAAUACGCCCACUGGCGUUCAAGUUACAAAAAGUACUGUAUUUCCUACAUAUAAAUCGUUAAUGACCAGAUUCCUACGUAAGCUCGCUGUUAGAAAAUCUCGAGACAAAUAUUUUCCGGAACAUGAAUCAUUUAGAAAAACUCAAAGUCAAUAUCUUUCGGGCAAGAGCACGCAUCGCGUCAAUACUAUUCCCGGAAGAUACGGUCGAAAGAUGCAACGGCCCAGGAGUUCGCAUAUCUGGAGAAAUAUUCCUUUGAAACUUUUAGAUCCGGUACAAAUAUGGUGGACACAACUUUUACCAAGGCAACAAACUUAUACCAAGACUCAAAACUCAGAACAUGCAGAAUUAAAAAAUAAAAAACACAAUGAGUUUUUACCGUUUGGCAUUAUGCCCGUCUUACCUAUUACGUCAGAAAAAUACCAUGGACAUUAAUUACUAGCUAAAUUAAUAGUUUAGAUUAAUUAAUUUGUAAUGGAUGUAAAUAAGUAAUAAAAAUUGAUAAAAAAUGCCUGUAUUAUUAGUUUUUAGUAGGUACCUACUAAUAAAUAGGAACAGUAAUAGAAUUGUUGAUAUGAUUAACAACACUACACUGGAAUUGCAGACCUAAGUCGCACGUACCACGUCUCCCAUAAACAACUUCAGAUUACUCUCCUACUUCAUUGCUCUUGAGUACAUGAAACAUUUUUUUUCUUUUCGGACAGAUCACCAUCUCGGCGAUUUUAUUUAUUCUAUUUAAUAUCGAUUUAAUAUUCGCUGAACAACUGCCGUGGGACAGGUGGAUGUUAGAUAACGUUGCCUCUGAACCAGGAAUAUCGAGACGUCACAGGAUUGGGACAACCGACAAUGUACCCUAUAAAGCUCCUCAUUUUAAUUGUGAAUGUCCUCCAAACAAAGAAUGCAAGUUAGAUUUUGAAAUCGAUGAUGAAGCACUAGAUUUCUUAAAACUCCAUGGCCUUGUGAAAAAGCACGAAGAAGCACAAUUGAAAAAACAUAUGCCAGUUGGAAAACAGAAAACUAUUCGUAAAUACAUUUAUAGCAGAAGAGCUAAUGGUGGUGUACCGCAGGAGCAAUGCUGCUGCCCGCCAAUAAUUCGUGCAAUGUGAUAAUGAUUGCUUAUCUUUCCUUCAAGAACAUUUACAAUCGCAAUAUCGUUAGUUACACUUGCCUAGAUUUGCCCUUAUUGACAUUUGUUUAUAGCAUCUAUAGGUAAAUGGACAAGUUUAAAUCCAUUGGCCCAUCAAAACUUAACGACAUUUUUUUAUACGAUCUGUUGCAAAACUCUGUUGCAGUUUCCAGUUCUAUUUUACAUUGACAAAUACAUUAAUCCAGGUGUUUUUUUAUGUGUUAAGAAUGCAAUUAUAUCAGACAAUUUUCUAUACAAGUCAUAUUUACUUGUCAUUAUAUGUUAAGGCCAAUCUUACAUCUUCCGUUAAGACAAUCACUGACGGAGAACUAUACAUUAAGAAAAUAAUAGAUGGGGAAAGUGAGUAUACUGUUUGAUGUACAUAGUAUAGGUAUUAUUCACCUCUGUAUUUUUGUGUUUCUUCUUGUAUUACUUACUUGAUUUGUUUAUUUAUAUGGCUUAUUUCAAUCAGCUUAUUAAAAUACCAACUCUCUAUCCUAACUUCAGUUCUUUUUUGUGAACUUGACCCGUGAUAAAACAAAAUCACUACGAGUAGCGAUUAAAAUAAAGAAGAUGAUGAUAUGAAUCGCGAAAACAGAAAACAAUAUCAGACUAUUCCAUUGUUUUAGAUAUGCGCGACCAACCUGGGCAUCUUAUGUUCACAGCUCCCAACAAACUAAUUAGAUGUGAUAGUAGUAUAGGUAAUUGUCAAAAAAGAAAAAAUACAAAUUUCGUGAUGGCGUUUCCUGUAUUUAUUGGAAGUAACGCAAAAAAAAAAUAUAUUUAUCAAAAUCUAUAUCGAAAACCGCAAAACGGACUAUUUGCAAAGAAAACGUUUAUCACAACUCAUACUACCACCGGCGAAAGAUGCAAGAUCUAUGCACUAAAACAACGUCUAGAAAUUUAAAAAAAACGCUUACGUCACCUGACUAAGGCAGCAGUAAAAAACGGCCGGAAAAACAAUGAUCCAUCCUCAGGCAAAAGAAAGGCGAACAGUACUUCAAAAACUAUUUCCCAAUUAAUUAAACCGGUUUCUAUGUACACUAAAAUAGUGUAAGCUUAUUGGAAGAAUAUAAAAUAACAUGUGUACGAAUGCCUUAUAUUUUUGAUUAGGUAGAUUAAGUAUAAGUAUGUACGAGUACAUUCUGCAAGUAGGAGGUUAUGAAUUUUUUUUUUUUUUACUUUGGAAGUUUACGUAUAUAAUGUUGUUAUUCUACUUUGAAUCUACUGUCUACCGUUUCAAUAAAGUGUUUCUGUGCAUAUAGCCGACUCUGUUAUUGUUGUACUUGUUUGCUUGUGUAAACAAUAAAAAAGAAAGUACGUCCGAAAAUACCAGAGAUAUAUACUACUUGCAAACUUUAUCUUGUAAUUAUUGAAUAUUAAUAAUAUAAAUAAUGCCUGUUUCAUUUGUUUUGAGUACCUACCUACUAAUUGAUAGGAAUAGUAUUAUGAAUGUGUAUCUCAUAUACUUAAGCCUAACGUAUUGGAACGUGGUGUAGUUAUUUUAUUGUCAAUUUAAUUAUUAUUAUAUUUUUUUCAAUGAUCCCUACAUCAUUUAAUAUAUUUUUGACAUACCUAUUGUAUAUAAUAAUGUAAAUUAUGCAUCUAUGAUAAUAAAUACAAAUAAAGAAUAUGAAUAUGCGUCUCUUUCAUUCGAUAAAGAUUUUUAUACUGCUCUCUAGGAUAACAUUUAGUGCAACUUCAACAAUAAAUACACGUCAAAUACCAUAUAAUAAUUCAUUUAUGACUGCGCUAGAUCAGGUAAUGUAAUGUAGGCGUAAGAUAGUUUUAUAGUAAAAAUAAUAUUUUCCACAGGACCUAAACGGCACGUCGAAUUCGAUGAUAAUGCUUUGUUAUUGACGAAAAUAAGAAAUUCGUUAGCGCAAGAAGAAGUAUUACGAAAAAUGUAUUAUAGUAUUAUUAAAAUUAAUACUAAAUACGCACCCCACAUAUAUUCAAAGAGAAUCAAGAGAUCUGACGACGGAAGCAGCUGCCCAAUAAAAAAUCUUGUGCAACCUGCUUUUAUAUCCAAUAAACAAUUUAAAGAAAUGACUGAAUAUUUUAAGCGAAUAGCAAACAAUCGUAAUAAUGCAAAUCCAUGACGGAAGCAAUAAACAGUAGGUAAUUUUAUAAAUCAGAGACCGGAGCCGGUUACCAAUAAAGAAGGGUAUUGGAUACGGUAUUUGAUGAAAUCGUUUUUACAAACCCUAUUAUUUCGGUAACCAUAUCGUUAGCUUACCCGAACGAAAGGAUAACCUAAUCAAUAUAGUUAAUUUUGGAUAAACGCUUACCAUAUCAAAAACCCUUAAUAGGGAAACCCUAUCAAUAUCGUAAAACGCGAUUAAGUUAAUUUAAACUCUUUGUCCGAGACAUUGCGCUAAAAAGAGACGGGAAUAAGGUAACACUAUUAAACGGUAAGUGGUAAAUAACUAAAGUAUCUACUCUAUUCGACACGAAAACCCUAAGGGUUUUAUGUCAAUAGGGUAAACAAAACCAUAUAACCUGGAUAACCAUUUGAUAGGGUUAUCCUAUCGAAUAUAUGUAUCAAAUGGAGGGGUUUUUCGGUCCCUAGUUUAUUAAGCAUCUAAUAUAAAAUUAAACAACUUUCGUAUUAUUUUUAUACCUUGCAUUACCUUGAAUGAUACUUACCUACUCGUUUUGGUUUGUAGGCUGUCUUACUCAGAAGCCUAUGCAUAACUUACAUUUGGGAUAAUAUACAUUCACAUACCAUAAUAUACACAGUAAGUAUAUCCUGAUGACAAUAUUUUUGGCCUCAGUCAUGUUGCGGAUUUUUAGUGCUACUAUUUUUUCAUUUUACUGGAAAGGAGACUCUUUGACAACAGAUGUUGAACGUCAUGAAAGUCAUCAAUCGUAUGUUACCGAUGUAAAUAAAUAUUUGGAGAUAAUCUUACACAAAUCGACCUAGACCAAAACUAAGCAAAGCUUGUACUAUGCAUACAUACUUAAAUACAUAGAAAACACUCGUGACCCAGAAACAAACAUCUGUGUUUAUCACAUAAACAAAUGCCCUUACCGGGAUUCGAACCCGGGACCAUCGACUUCAUCGGCUUCGACCGAGUCACUACCCACUAGACCAAACAGGUCGUCAAAAGGAAGAAAAGAUUUCGCAAUAAUUAACGAUUUUAUGCUAAAAAAGAUUAUAUGCAAGAAAAGCUAUUUUAAAUACAAUGAAACAUUUACAUUAACUAAAGGACGAAGAUUUACGUAGCAUCCCAAUAAACAAUGUUUUGAAAUUAGUCGUUUAAUUGCCGGUACUGAAAUGUUAUUUGACCAUACAUGAUACGUCAUACAGCGCACAUUAUUGCUAAAUGUUAGCUGCUUACUCAAUUUAAAUACGGAAAAUAAAUAAAAAAAUAAGUGAUUCAUACAAACUAGUAUUUUGUAUGAAUCACUUAUUUAGUAACCAGGACUCGCAACAGGAAUGUCCGGGGAAAUAAUCAGGAAACCAGGCUGUCGCUUAUAUAUUUACUGAAUUGUUUAAUUAUUUAGAGUCAGACCUUGCUAACUAAGCUAACUUGGCAACGAUUUUGAUAACACAUGUACAGUAUGUGUUAUUUUAAUUCAUAAUUACUAUUUUUAUUAUUUACAAAAGCCAUCACAAUCUGUCGAGAUCCAGCACUCAAUAUAUAUCUUAUUGUUCUAGUACCUAUAUCUAAAACUACGAAUUAAUUUCGAAUUAAAUCGGCGCGCGUACGACAUGUCCUUUUUUGUCAUCAUGACGUCUCGCCGGCAGACUAGAUGGCGUUGAUCGCCGCCCUUUCGCCGCCGCAAAGUAGCGUUCAGUUUUAUGCCGUGUCGUACAAUUAUUUAUUUAUUCUAUGUUUAAUUUUUUUUUUCUUUUGUUAUGAUAUACUUUUGUAUGUUAUAGUUUAUUGCGAAUAAAUGCGAUGAUUUCUAAUUUCUGAAUUUAGCUAUAUCUAUAUAACCUUUACACAACAAAUAUUUGUGUAGGGAGUAUAAUUGCUUGUCCAUACGCCAUUCAUGUAAUUUUCUAAGGAAGAGUGGUUGUGGACAUUCUUUUAUUUCUCUUACUCGUAUUUUAUUGCCAUGCAGUAACAAUUCCUGCUGCAUAAUUUAGAUUUUGCUUUAGGCAGCACAAGUUUGGUUGGGUGCCUAGUAUUAAAACUACAUAUACUCUUUAAUUGUGUGAAUAGUUCUGGAUAUGUUUUUACAAAUUUACUACUUCUACUCGUAGUACAAACAUUGAUGGCAAAGUAAGGAGGUUGAGUUCUUUGAACAAGAGUUUACAUAUAGUAAGUCAUGGUGCAUUGCUUAUUGCUCUUAUGCACUUUUUUGGCUGAUAAACAGCCUAUCAACCUCACAAGAGUUACCCCACAAUAAAAAGCCAUAUCUAAGAACUGACACUACGUAUCCAUGGUAGGCGAGGAGAGCUGUUGGUAUAUCUAUUAAAGUUGAAACCAUUCGUAGUGGAUAAACAAAUCUAUUAAAUUUUUUAAAUUUCUUUUCAAUUUCAGGCUUCCGUGAAUUAUUUUUAUCGAGUAACAUUUCUAAAAAUGUAUGCUGAUCAAUUUCAGAUUUUAAAUGAUUGUUAUACUUAACACAUAUUUUGUCAUGCUCUUUCUUGUUACAAAAAUGGAAUAUAUUUUUGUUUAUAAGUUAACAUUUCGGACCCGGGUACGUCCUUAAACUACGUCCACAAGAGAGGUAUGGGCAUUGUGAAUGUCAUCUCGCUUUGUGUGGUAGCGCACAGCACAGCGGAUGUUAUCAGAGCAGAGCCCAACUAGGGAAGUAACUCCACCUUACAGAAAACCACAGCCAAAUAACACUAGACCCUACUCAUAGUGUUGUGUUCCUGCCGGUGAAUAAGGUUGCCAGAGCUCAACGAGAGGAGGGAGGGUUAUUAGGGUCGGCAACGCGCAUGUAACUCCUCUGGAGUUGCAAGCGUACAAAGGCUACGGAGACUGCUUACCACUAGGCGAGCCGUAUGCUUGUUUGCCACCGACGUAGUAUUAAAAAAAGACAUUUAAAUGAUUAGAUACUAACCAAUUCAUUACAAGAUAUAUUAAAUUAUUAAUGUCAUAUACAAGGAAUAAUUAGGAAUUAAUUACAUUUAUACAAGGAAUAA
This is a messenger RNA of Cydia pomonella (codling moth), 7794 nucleotides long. RefSeq lists its product as uncharacterized. The transcript is spliced from 3 exons. NCBI's taxonomy places the organism in Eukaryota, Metazoa, Arthropoda, Insecta, Lepidoptera, Tortricidae. Bases 935 to 1996 code for a protein of 353 amino acids. The record is from RefSeq and is a predicted model, not a curated record.